Molecule: messenger RNA, 1638 nt
Organism: Aspergillus campestris IBT 28561
Lineage: Eukaryota; Fungi; Ascomycota; Eurotiomycetes; Eurotiales; Aspergillaceae
Exons: 1
Coding region: 1-1638 (545 amino acids)
Source: RefSeq, a predicted model, not a curated record
AUGGCACACACCAACACCCCAGCGCAAGAAGCCGACACCACCCCCUCAACCCCAGCAACAACCCCCGAAACAAGCCAGUCACUCGCAAUGUCCCUCAUAUCCCGAAGCCACCACCUCAUCGCCGAAAUAGACACUUUCCAGUCCCUCCUCCUACAAACCCAACGCAACCCGCAAGUCGUCGAAGCGCGGACCCUCCGAUCGAGCGUCGCGUCUGAGCUAAAGACACUGGAGAAGCUGGGCAGACAGCUUGAAACCGCCGCAGCAGCAGCUGCUGCUACUGACGACGGCGGCGCAGACGGGGCGAGCGAUGUAGAGCGGCGGGUGAUGCACUCGCUGCGGUCGUCGAAUCUGCCGUUCUACGAGGCUGUGUGGACUGUUGCGAGACGGUCUUGUUCGGGGCUGGUGGCGUUUGGGAAGAGGUUUUAUUGGGAGAAGGAUGGGGGGCGGAUGGUGGUGGAUGGAGGUGAGGAUGGGCGCAAGCGGCCGGAUCUGGAUAAGCGGAGGAGUGUGUAUGUGGAUAUUGUGGCUGAUGAUGGGGAGGAGUGGGUGAAGGUUUCUACGGUUUCGGAGUCGAGGCUUUUGUUUGAGAUGGCGAAGAAGGGGUGGGAGGGGGAUUCGGAGGAGGGGUCUGAUGGGGAGGAUGGGGUGGGGAGGACGGUGUUACGGAAUCAUGAGGGGGAUGGGGAUGGGGAUGAGAGUGAGGAUGAGGAUGAUGAGAUUGAGCUCGUCAAGUUGGCGAGUGAUAUGAGAAAGGCGGCUAAUGCGACGCGGGUGCAGUAUAGACACCCACGGCUACGUCUAGUAGUUCCAAAGCUGGAGAAAGGCAGAAGCUCUGAGAUUGACGACCUUCUGAAACUAAUACGAAGCUAUGGUGUUGAGAUAGACUGUGGGCCGAGCGUCCUUGGUCCCUGUCCUGGAGGACAGCCAGGAACGACACCCGAGGACUUGCGCCACCUUCUGCCCACGCCGUUCAAACGAUUCACCCCAACGCUCAACGUGGACUGCACGCUGCUGCUCGCUGCCGUGUCGGAUCUGUCGCACUUCAAAGACAUCCAUCUUUCCAACAACUUCCACCGAGCCAUCCUUCGGCAACUCGAAGUCGAGAGGGAGAGGCCCUUGCUGCCGACGGAACUCUGGCCGGCAAUGGAUGGACACGAGAUGGUGUGCACGGAGGAAGCGAUGAAGCGGAUGCGCGAGAUUGUAAGCAUCAUCGGGACCGACACCGAAAAACGACGCACGGAAAUCUUGAUGGGUGAUGGCCCAUAUGGAGGCUGCGAUCGCCAAUCCCUCAUCCAGAAAUUCCAGGAGCUGUCGGAUUUUGAAAUACCGCCGCAGUGGAAACUGCCGAUUAGACCUGUGGACGCCGGUCCUGCCAUCGAGGCGGCCAUUGCACAGGGCAGUCUUCCCCCGAUAUCACACAAGAUAACAGAAAUAUUGUCGGAUAUCAACUAUAGCGUGUUCAUGUAUGGAUGGGUAACUGGGACGGUUACCAUAUCCAGUAACCGCACUGUUGUCAAACAAAUCGAAGCCAUAAUCGAGGCGCACAGGGAUAAUGAUGAGGAGUUGGAGGGACCUUUGGUGUGGGUUUGUGAAACAGCUCGGAGUCUGGUUGGCAAGGAAAAGGACCGCAAAAACUAA